UCCCUAGGUCCUUUGACUUGAGACUAGUUAGCUAGUUACUAAGUCGUCUAAGUUAGUUAAGUUAGUAGAUCUAGAAUUCUAGAUUAUUCUACAUUCUAGAUCUGGACUAGAUUCUAGAUCUAUACGAUUUACAGAAUUACUUUGUAUUGAACCAUUUUACGAUCUCUGUUUAUGAUUAAUAUGAUGCUCAUGACUCAUGCCUCAUUAUUUAAAAAGUGCAAGUCAGAAGUCCUGAGAAGUCUUGAUUAGUGAAUUUGAAUUAUAAUUAGGCAUUUAUUUUUAAUUUUACUAAUUUUAGGGACUUAAGUUUUAGUCUAUGUAGGACUCUAGAGACUAUGAAUAUAGUAAAUAGUAUGAUAGGUAUCUUAGAAUAUCUAGUAUAAUCUAGAUUCUAGAUCUAUAUAAAUAUAAUAAUGUAGUGUAGAUUGUGGAGGCAUUAAAAGAUGACAGUCGCUAUAAGAUACAUUUGGAUAAUAAAAUUAUCUCCAAAAGCUAAUGCAAAUAAAUCAACUGUAACAUACAUAAGACGAUUUCCAACAGUUGAAAAAAGAGCUAAUUUGUUACCUGGUAACAUUCCUGUCCCAGACAUAUCUCAGUUGCAUCCACUGCUGGUUCAAGAGAUUUCACAGACUUAUAAUGUAUCGCAGUUCCUUCCAUCCAGAGACAGAUGUGAUUCUGUGGUUCAGAAACCUGUUUAUCAAAUCCAAACUGAAAAUGGAUUUCUUUGGCCAGUGGUUGCUUUAGAGAGGGCAAAUAUUUUAUAUUGUUGUCUUCCUCUGGUAGAGCCCCAAGGUCUACCAUCUCAAGACAUCACAAAGAUGCAACUGAUUAAUAUUCCAUCAAUAUCACUUGGAUUUUCACUCUUGUGUGUUUUGUCUGAGUUCCUUAAAGUUCCAAGCCAGGAGUUAGCUGCCAGAGUUCAAGAUCUUACAGCUUUCAUCAAUGAGGCAGCACCAUUUGGAAUUCUUAGAGAUGUCUCCACUGAGAAUAUAAUUUCCAAACUUUCAAACAAGUCAAUCAAUGUAUCCAAAACACAGAAGCUUGCAGCCUGGAGAGCAUCAAACUUUAAGGGCAGGCAGACACUUCAACUAAUCAUCUCAGAACAUGUCAGUGCUUCUCAGUGUGCGAGGGAGACAUGGCAAGACAGCUUGCAGGUGUUUGGUGAUGUUACAUGUCGGGCUGAAUUGGAAGGAGGAAUGACUCACGUCACAAUUAGUUUGUCCCACCAAGGAAGUGGGAUCAAUACACCCCUUGACUUGCUUGUUGUCCAUCCCUGUGUGCAGAAAGCAGACUGGCAGGAUCUCAAUUUGUCUCAUGACGUGGCACCUAGAAGAAUUCGCUUCUCCCCUCCUGUUGAGAGUUUCACACUCUGUCAUUACACAGUGAAAAGACUUUUAGAGUUGCCAGUAUUUGGUGUCUAUCACAUGAAACCUGAAGAAACCCGAGCAUCAAUCAAUAUUCAACUCAAACUCAAUGAUCAAAUCAAAAAUAGCUUUGAGUUCUGUGAGCUUCGUAUUCCAUUUUAUACCAGGGCACCAAUACUUAACUAUGAAGGCACACCUACACAGGGGUCCAUUUCUUUAUCCUCAAACAAAAAAGAGCUCAUCUGGAAUAUAGGUCAAAAGUUUACAAGUAAAGAUCAACAAGCCAUCCUGGCAGCUACUGUUGUGUUUAGUGGAUCAGAUCAAGGGUUGCCAGCGCCAACUGUAGAGGAUGCUUUCUGUAGGGGGAAUAACUCUUAUGCUCAGCUUUCAUUCAAAAUCCCAGACUUCACUCACUCUGGUUGUGGCAUUGAUGCAAAGUCUGUUCAACUUUUACCUUCAACUAAAUUUAAGUUAAAUUUGAGUAGAGAAUAUUCAACAGUUGAUUACAAGAUUUGGAAUUCUAUUGGAGAGGCACUGUGUACAUGACCUCUAUUUUAAAUUAGUAUAAAAUUAGAUUAUCUAAUGACAAGUGCAUCAAACAGACUUGUCUUUCAAGAGCUGACAGAACAAGGAUUCACAUGUAUACAGUCUCAGGGUAUCACAAAUAUAUAUUGCAUUCUCCAUGCUAAUACAACAAAUGUGUCAGACAUUUAAUUUAAACAUUGUGCAUAGAUGAAUUAAAUUUAUCAGGACAAAACAAA
Messenger RNA from Biomphalaria glabrata, 2125 nucleotides. RefSeq names its product AP-5 complex subunit mu-1-like. The transcript is spliced from 14 exons. Gene Ontology annotation, cellular component: AP-type membrane coat adaptor complex; lysosome; cytosol. Gene Ontology annotation, biological process: endosomal transport. NCBI's taxonomy places the organism in Eukaryota, Metazoa, Mollusca, Gastropoda, Planorbidae. The coding region runs from base 444 to 1910 and encodes 488 amino acids. The record is from RefSeq and is a predicted model, not a curated record.